AUGUCUUUCCGCGUCUCAAACACCGCUCUCACCGCUUUCCGCGCUGCCAAGAAGCCUGCAACUACCACCCGAGCGUUCCACUCGCCCUUCGCUGUCCUCGGCGACGGCCCGCUCAGUGCGACGACACCAGCAGCGGCCAGUGCCAUCUCUGCGCACUACGAGAAGCAAUACGAGCCGACACCGGAGCCCGUUGCCUCACACGGCCGCUACCGCACCUACGUCGUGUCAGAACCUGAACCGACGUCGCGUCACUACCAGGUCCCCGCCGGGGCGUACCCCACCUCUGCACCAUAUAUCAACUUCACUGCGACGCCUGCACCAGACACCACCAACGUGCAGUAUUCAUCGACAAGCGCAGACAUCCUUGCGCAUGGAUUCACGACGCGCGCCGCGCCCCAACACCGACGGGGUGUAGGCGAGAGCUCUGCGAUCAGGAACGCAUCGGCCCCUGGUGAGAUGGGCACACGCGGAGGCAGCAAUGGAGGGAGGACGAUGAUGGACAAGAAGGGGACGACCCCGGGCGUGGGCCAGCUCGCCGACCGUAACCCGCCGCCGGAUGGGAGUGCAGCUGAGAAGUUCUCAAAAGCGGGCGUUGAAGGAGCGUGGAAGCUGAGGAAGUAA
Cyclocybe aegerita is the source of this 621-nucleotide messenger RNA. NCBI's taxonomy places the organism in Eukaryota, Fungi, Basidiomycota, Agaricomycetes, Agaricales, Hemipholiotaceae. The record is from the annotation of a GenBank genome assembly.